Molecule: messenger RNA, 3464 nt
Organism: Rhineura floridana
Lineage: Eukaryota; Metazoa; Chordata; Lepidosauria; Squamata; Rhineuridae
Exons: 2
Coding region: 2301-2999 (232 amino acids)
Source: RefSeq, a predicted model, not a curated record
GAGGAGAAGGCGGGGCUGUGAGCGCGUGCUCUAUAGCGCACUUCCUUCCCAACCGCCAGAGGGAGGGUCUCUUUCCCCGGCCAGGCCAGGCCAGGCCAGGCCCGGGUAGCCAUUUUGGGGUCGUGGGUACGCCACAGGGCGCUUAAUCCAGCUUCGUUUGAAAGGGUAAUAAUAAAAGAGCGCCCGGCGGUUUUGGUUUUUGCUGGUGCGCUCCUUCCUCCCAUCCUCAUAUAACGAAGGCAAAAGAAGAGCUGAAGAAGCCUGUUCAGCCUUUUCCAAGCUGCGAAAAGCCCUGGUUCUAGGUUAACAUCGCGAUUCUGUACUAACUCACGUUGGGCUAGAAACUCAGUGGGGCUUACUCACAGGAAACGGGGUUUAGGGUUGCAGCCUAAGGCACUUUGUACUCUUGUCGGCUUGAAUCGCUAAAGUUAGCAGCAAAAAAGAGAUUUGUCAAUGAAUCAGCUGUGAAGAACUUCUGGUGAGUUAUGGCUUUUCUCUUUCACUCACGAAAUUAAGGAGGAAAGAAAUCGAAAAAGCUUAUAUUUGUUUUUAUUGUAAAAAGCUGUCCUGGAGGUGCAUUCUAAAGAUACCAACGGAAGAGGGAUUUCUAUUUCGAGGAGGGGGGGGAAUUAUUAUUAUUAUUAUUAUUUUGAGUCUAUUUCAUUUUGACGAAUCUGCUUGUUCAUGACGCCACUAAUUGUUUUGAUGUUGGGAACUAAGUUUAUUUAUUAUUUAUUUAUUUAUUUAUUGCACUUGUAUACCGCCCCAUAGCCGAAGCUCUCUGGGCGGUUUACAGCAAUCAAAAACAUUAAAACAAAUAUACAAUUUAAAACACAUAUUUUAAAAACAAUUUAAAACACAAUAACAUAUUGAGUUAAGCAAAUAAAACUUACCCCAUCUGUGUUAUAGCAGGCCUAGUAGCCAUUAGGCAGAAGUGAGCACACCACGUAGACAGUGUGCUGCAUAAGCAAAGUAAUCUGCAUCCUGUUUCUCAGUAACCGCAAGGUUUGUACUAGCAUGUUUUAAUCUGCUUCAUCUUUACAUGGUACAUGUGCAAAGUGCUUGCAUUGUUUUGUCUAGCUGGUGUGGUUAGAAAAGGUGCAAACAUCAUAUCUAUGCAAAGAACUGUCUCCAUGGAUACCGUGUAACAUGUCUAUGAUGCAGGAGCUGCUAUGCAAACUAUGUAACAAGAAAUGUAUAAAAGUAACUUGUACCCUUUGUUCAGGGCUUCAGUCAGUUUGCGACUGGGGUCUUGGUUCUGAGCCAAUAAACUGCUGCUACUUUACUUCCUGUUGAAUGGCUGUUAUUUGCAAUACCUAGAAAGAGAUCCCUAAGGGAAUAUUUUCUCUUACAUUAAUAUUAUUCUGGCCUGAGGAAGAGUUUAACAAAUAUCCAGCAAUGUGUUCCAAAAUCAGAAACACAAUCAACAAGAAGCAAGUAUUACUGCACUGCAAAGUGCCUAAAUUACUACAUCUGUAGUUCAGAAUGUCAAAAUAUGAACAGGAUCAUCAUCUCAUUAUAUCUAAUAUAAAGUUAAUACAUAUAUAUCUAAUCCAAGAUGACCAAAAAAGUCAUAGUCAAAAUGUGAACCUACCCUAGCCCAGGGACUAAAAGUAAAUAGCAAGCAACUUUAGGAAGCAAUCAAAUGAUCCCUGGGGUGGUUUUGCAGGGACCAUAAAAGUUUUCAGAUGUCCCUCUCAAAGGACGAAGAGAGGUCUGCCCUCAGAGAGUAAGGUCUGACCUUGCAAUCCACAUUGUAUCUCCAAUGCCACAAUGCUGACCUUGGAGAAGACAAAAAUGAGGUGUGCCGGGGGCAUGCUGGGAGAGGCCGUGGAUCCAAAGCAUCCAAAGUCCUCCCAUUCCCCCAAAAUGUCCCGGAAAUAGGGGUAGGAAGGGAACGGCACCAGCCAUCCAUGCAGCUGGCAUAAUUUAUUUGGGAGCAAUGGGAGGGAAAAUACUUCAGAAGGACAAGCAGAAAUAAAAGGCCAAAUUGUUGUGCCCCCCACCUUUUCCCCUACCAGCUCAAGUCUCCAGAGCAUAGGAAAUGACAGUUCGUCUGCCUCGGUUUCUCCCUCUCCCAUAGGAUUGCUCUGCCCAUGCUAUUACUGCAGAUAAAAAAAAGGGUUAAGUCAAAUUCUUUUUAAAAAAAUCCACUCUAGUGCUGAUAAAUUCUAAAGUUUGUUUUGUAUUCCUGAACACAUAAAAGAUAAGGCAGGCUGUAUUGUCUACACUGAUGUCAGCAAGCCUGUAAUAUUAACCCAAUUGUGGCUGAAAUAAUUUUUGUUUCUGUGGUUUUAAGAAUGACAACCAGGAAAGUGAUUGAGACCAUGGAAGAAAUUAUGUUUCAGAAAAUAAUGGGUGAGAUUGAGAUAGUGAAACAAACCCUGAGACAGGGUAGACAGGAGAUGAAAAUUGAAUUUAACAAAAUGACGCAGGAGCUUAAAGAAAUAGGAGAUUCUGUGAGAGAGAUAUUUGAUGAGAUUAGAGAUGAGAAAAGAAAAAUUAAAGGGAAGCUACAAGCCCUGGAGAUUGGAACAAAUGUGAAAUUGGAAAAAGAUUUGGAGUUUAUGGAUGUUAGAAAUAAAGUUUACUGUUUGGAAUUCAACGUUGUCUCUGAAGAAAUUAAUGAAGAUUUUGGUGGUAAAGUUAUCAAUGUCUUGGAUAAUUUUCUGGAUUGGAAUGAUGUGAUGGAGCUUGACAUAGAAAAAAUCUAUGGAGUUGGCUACAGAUAUGUGACAGUGGAGAAACUCUUAAGAGAUGAGCCAGUGCAUCUUGUAAAAAAGAAGAACAGAGAUAUGACUUUGCAGCAAUAUUUUAGCAACAUAUUCAGAAUUCUUGACUGGAAUGAUGUGAUGGGGCUUGACACAGAAAAAAUUUAUGGAAUUAACUACAAAUAUGUGAUAAUGGAAAAACUUUUAAGAGAUGAGCCAGUGCAUUUUGUAAAAAAGAAGAGCAGAGAUGUGACUACAACAAUAUUUCAGCAACAUAUUCAGAAUUGAUGGCAAGGACAUAUUUGUGAUGGGGGAAAUUCCCAUCAGACUCUUGUUAUAUGACUAUGGCUAUGACAGCAAGAUCAUCAUGGGAUACUGAUAAUGGAUGAAUGGAUACUGAAACCACUGGAUUUAACAGGACUAUUGAAGAUGGAAGAUGGAAUUAAUAUUGAUAAUGGAAGAAUGGUUAUGGAAAUUAUUGGACCUAACAGAUUUGACGAGAUGGAUUAAUCAAUAUGUUUAUUUGGACUAUGGCUAUGACAACAAGAUUAUUAUGGGAUACUGAUAAUGGAAGAAUGGCUAUUGAAAUUACUGGACUUAACAGGAUUAUUGAAGAUGGAAGAUGGAAUUAAUACAGAUAAUGGAAGAAUGGUUAUUGUAAUUAUUGGGCCUAACAGAUUUGAAUCAGAUGGAUUAAGCGAUAUGUUUACUUGGAGAAAAAUUGAAAGAUAUAUCUCUCAAGGAAUUGAAACC